CACACAAAAUCUUCACUUAAAAUGAAAAUUCGUUUACUCGAUUUUUCGAUAUUCUCCAUUUUGUUGCUAUUUCGAACGUCGAAAUCAUUCAAAGCUCCUACUCACGUGACUGCAACCAAGGGAAAGUUUUUUGUCCACACUCUCCAUUCUGCACACUUUUUCCCGAGCACAGUUAAAGUGAAAUGGGAAGCUACGCUAAACAAAAAGCCGGCUCUUCCAAACUGGUUACGUCUCUUACCGUCGCGACACCCGGAAAUCGCUUAUCUAAUAGGCACACCGGUCACAAAUGUGCAGCAUGUUACACUACACGUGAUUGCGAAACGACUGGAUAAUUUUGAUAUACAGCAAAGAAUGGUGGUGAUUAAUUUGGUGGAAGACUCAUUGUAUCAAGGAAAUACGCAACAAGUUUUUGAACUGCCAAUAAAUGGACUAGAUGUAGAGGAUUUAGUUUCAAAUCGAGACAGAAAAAUAAGUCAACUAGAAAACUCAUUGCGAAACACAUUCCGGGGAAGAAAUGUAAACCCAUAUAUUGCAGGUGUUCGCUCCAGAUACAUUAUUCCACGUGGCAAGGAGCACAUUUUCAAAAAUAGUUUCGGAACAAUGGUGUAUGUUGGUACACAGCAAAAGUUCUAUCCCGGAACCAUGUCAAUUGUACACAAUUUACAAACUAUGCCCGAGUUUUGUUCAAAUCCCUCAUCUGUCGUGAUGAAUAAGUAUUUUGCACCAACAUUUCCGGUGGACUGGUGUAAUGUUGCGGUAAGAAAUAUUUCAUCUCUUGAAGGAGAAGGUAUUGAUGAAUUGAUAAAGGAUGAACAAGAAGAGAAACUGACAAAAGCGAAUCCAGAUCAGAAUUUGAACGAAAAACCUGAACAACCCCCACGUGAACUAUAUGGAUACUCAGAACAUGGUUUUAGCAUCGUCUUAUUUGCCAUAAUUCUUGGUGUUUCAAUUCUUUUUGUUUUUGCACUCGUGCUCAUUUUUUUUGGGUCAAGAGAAGGGCAGAAAUGGAGAGACGACAAAACGUCUGGUGAAACAUUGGGCGAAUUCAUUAGCAUUCGUGACAAUCAGAAGAAGCUCCGCGAACUAUCACUUCAAAGGCAACUUCUGAGCAUGGGACCAGACACGAACUCCACUGCGCCUUCUGGAAUUCAUUCUUAUUUACAAUCAAGAAGUAGAGCUCCAAGCACUAGUAUUGCGAGAUUUAGCAAAAGUGCGAGUAGACUUAAUGAUAAAGAGGAUACAAUUGAGCUUCUCCCUUCAGUUGAUCAUGUCCCGGUUGGAAAACAAACUGUUGCAGAAGCGGCAAAACAGUGUGGAAGUUCUUUGCAUUUGUACAGAAACCCUCUGAGUAAUGAAAGUGAUGAACAGGAUACGGAGAGUUCUGAUGAAGACAACUAGACUAUUAAAUUACAUUUAUAAGUAUUCAAUAAACGAUCUCAAUAAUC
Messenger RNA from Caenorhabditis elegans, 1445 nucleotides. RefSeq names its product Dystroglycan-type cadherin-like domain-containing protein (gene sgca-1). Gene Ontology annotation, molecular function: calcium ion binding. The record is from RefSeq and is marked reviewed. The transcript is spliced from 10 exons. Gene Ontology annotation, cellular component: membrane; sarcoglycan complex; sarcolemma. Lineage: Eukaryota; Metazoa; Nematoda; Chromadorea; Rhabditida; Rhabditidae. The coding region runs from base 22 to 1398 and encodes 458 amino acids.